AUGUGUGAGUUAGUUGAUGGUAAAUGGCUUCGGAAGAAUUCCAGGAUGUGGCCGAUACCUACGACCACAAUUAUUCCAUCCUACUUAGUUAUCGAGCGAGGUUCUACAUGGGUGUUAUUUUCUGAUGGCUAUUUAGAAUGCUUUGAUUCAAAGACACUUGCGAGGACCAAAAGAAUCAAAUCUAUGGAACGACGCAGUGCCCUUGGAUCACAGAUAACAAAUCUGCCGAGUAAUACUCCUUAUGAUUCAGCUAGCCCAUUAACGCAAAGUUACUCGGCCGAGUUACAUUUGCGUGUUACAAUUGCGUGUUACAAUUGCGUGUUACAAUUGCAUGUUACAAUUGCGUGUUACAAUUGCAUGUUACAAUUGCAUGUUACAUUUGCGUGUAUUUUAGAUCAAGUAUGUAUCGCGGAUCAUCACCUAUUGUAUGGUCUUAACUCGAUUGGAGUGGUUAGUAUCAAUAAGGAGACUGAGGAAGUACAUUCUAUAAUCCCAAUCAAGUACCUGGCCUUCUGCGACCAACGCUGGGGUAUAGCAGGAAAGCACUUACUGCUACAGUUUCUCAAACACGGCUUUGUCAUCCCAGACAAGGCGGUGGACGAGGCUAUAAGGGACUACCAAGAGUUGAAAUCCACGUUAUACGCGGGCGGCGAGAGUGUGUCUUCUUCGGAAGUGUCUACCUUCAAGAUGAAGCAGACGUUGGCGCAAAUGUUUGCGACAGGCGUGGUGUGUGCUUGCAGCACGAUGGACGACUUAGUGAGUGCGGGGUCGAGCGAACGGCGGCGUGUGGAAGACGUGGUUCCAACGAGCGGAAGGAAGCGGCGCGGUGGAGGCGACGAAGAUGCGCGACCGAAACGGAUGGCGACGAAGCGGAACGUGCGACAACGUCGUGUUGGUGGUGACGUGCAGUUGCUUGCGGACAGUGCGAUCGACAUGGCCUCGGCGCUCUCUGCCGAGAGUCGUCUGUUUGGCCAAGAUGGUCCGGACGAGCAGGGGGUAUCGGACAAGGCCGCAGGUGCAACGUCUAAUCCGUCGGCUGGUGGUGGUGGUGGUGGUGGUGGUGGUGGGGGUGGUGGUGGUGGUGGUGGACGUGGUGCAGGAAGUCGCUCAAGAGGCCAAACAGUGGCGACAGAGCUGCCUCGGGGUGCAUUUCGCAGUAACUUUGAGCAGUUGAACUUGGAGAUGGCGAAGCAGGUGGUGGAGAAUUUCGUGGCGUUACGAUGGAGCAAUGCAAUGAUAGUACGAUUUACGGCUCGUGCGUUGUUGCAAUCAGCACGGCGACUCGACGGACGUAUAGUGACGCAAGCAACACCUUUUGAGGAGGUGUGUGUGCAAGUGAACCGUUUGGUGCAGCAGGAGAACGAGUCUGGGCAGUGGCAAGAUAAAGAGCCUUUGGCACUGUACGAGAGUGACAAGGUAUUCAAGGCGCUGGACAACAUGAGUCGGCAUGCAGACCGUAGUGUGAAGGUAGUUAAGCGUGAUGCAGGCGCUGCCUACCAACUAGACUGGGAGGCAUGUCGCGGACAUUUGCAGGCGCGCGCACUCAAUGCGUUACUUAGCGCACGUUUUGGAGCGGAUGCCGCACGUGUGUUUGCACUCGUUCUUGACCGUCAAGGACGCGCUACGGCCAAAUUGCGGGCGGAAAGUAACAUGCCCGACCUUGGCAGUAACGAUAACGCGGCCUUCCUCCGCUACAGCCGCUUCUGGAAUGACGCAGAAGUUUCAUCCUACGCACUUCUAGCACCAGAAACCGCCCGCCGAUGUCUCAACGUACUCGCCGCCUCCGGCUACCUAAACAAACACCUUGCAGACUCGGUAGGCGCCUGUCCUCCAACAACACAGAACAAACAUUUCUGGGUCUUCGGAACACGUGAAGAAGACGCACGCCAAACCGCUAUCGAAUCAUGCUACCAAUAUGUCGCCAACGUUUUCGAACGCAAAGAAGUCGAAGUAGAAAAACUACAGAAACUAGCCCUCAAAGCUGACCAGAUGACUGACGAACUUGCAUUUGAAAUGACCUCCCGAGAAAUCGCUGAAGACUUGCUGGAAGCAUCACUGGCCGGAAUUGACCAAACCUUGUUGAUCUUAACUGAACUAUAG
Molecule: messenger RNA, 2100 nt
Organism: Gregarina niphandrodes
Lineage: Eukaryota; Apicomplexa; Conoidasida; Eugregarinorida; Gregarinidae
Exons: 4
Coding region: 1-2100 (699 amino acids)
Cellular component (GO): RNA polymerase III complex
Molecular function (GO): single-stranded DNA binding
Source: RefSeq, a predicted model, not a curated record